AUGUGUAAAAAGAUGCUGGAGUUUAUAGACAAGAGCGUUGUUGACGAGACAAAAGAGCUAGCCAGAUAUGCGCCAUACGAAGGCGUGGCUGAGUUUGUGAAUCCUUGGGCCGGAAGCGAGGUGCACGGAGUUUCAAACGACGUGGCUGCAAUUCUGGCAGCCCUUGAGGACUAG
Encephalitozoon cuniculi GB-M1 is the source of this 174-nucleotide messenger RNA. RefSeq lists its product as uncharacterized. The record is from RefSeq and is marked provisional. The transcript has a single exon. The coding region runs from base 1 to 174 and encodes 57 amino acids. Lineage: Eukaryota; Fungi; Microsporidia; Unikaryonidae.